CUAGCACACCCUUCUGUGGCUCUCGUGCGGCGUAUUUAGUCAUCUCGGAGCUUCUGAUCAGUCAUCUCUGGCGAUCGUCUUUUCUGCUGUUCUGUUCAAGGAUCUCUUCCAGAGAAGACUCUGAGGAGGCAUCACUGAAGAUGGCGCUACACAUACAUGAUGCAGCUGCAAACAAUGGAAUAUCAGAUCCGGCUGCUUGUACAUACGCUUAGAAAGAAAUUGAGGACAUGGCGGAUUCAUCAGGAUUUGACUACGAGGUGUUCUUGAGCUUUAGAGGAUUAGAUACUCGUGCAGGUUUUACCGACUUCCUUUAUAACAGCCUGAUCAAUGCGGGAAUCCAUGCGUACAGAGAUGACGAAGAGCUGCACAUCGGGGAAGAGAUUGGCCCGGAGCUUCUCCAAGCAAUCAAGCAGUCAAGAAUCUCCAUACCCAUCUUCUCAAAACGAUAUGCCUCUAGCAAAUGGUGUCUCAAGGAGUUGGUCCAGAUGGUGGAGUGCAAGAAAAGCAUGGGCCAGAAGAUCAUGCCCAUUUUCUAUGACGUGGAACCUUCCGAGAUUCGGGACCAAACCGGCCGGUAUGGACAGGCCUUCAUCGAGCACAAAAGCAGGGGGCGAUACGGUGAUGGAACUAUUAGCGAGUGGAAGGCCGCUCUUAGUGAAGUUGGGGCAAUAAAGGGAUGGGACCUAAAUAGCAUGCCCAACAGGCGCGAAGGUGACUUAGUGAAAACAGUCGUCAAGGAGGUUUUCAGUGAGUUGAAAAAAGGUUACUUGGUAUUAUCGGAUUGCUUGGUUGAAGUCGACAAUCACGUGAGUGAGAUCAUGAGAAUGAUUGACCCUCAGACACAUGAAACACGGAUUGUUGGUAUCCGUGGAAUGGGUGGCGCUGGAAAGACCACUCUUGCCAAAAUUAUCUACAAUAAACUUUUACCUGAUUUUGAGCAUCGUUGUUUCCUUUCUAACAUUCGAGAAACUUCAAAGGUAAAGGGUGUUGAGUACUUGCAGAAUCAGUUGAUCUCCGACGUCCUCAAAAGGAAAGGGAAAGAUAUAAGCAUAAGCAACACGGACGAAGGGAUUGAGACGAUUAAAGAUAGGCUGUGUGGUAAAAGGCUUCUCCUUGUCCUUGAUGAUGUUGACAGAAAGAAUCAAUUGAAUGCACUUAUGGGCAAGCGUGAUUGGUUCGGUGAAGGAAGUAAGGUUAUCAUCACUAGUAGAAACAAAGAGGUUCUCAACCUUCCUGAAGUGGAUUGGACUUAUGAACUUAACUGCAUGGAUUUCGACAAAUCUCUUCGACUUUUCAGCAAACAUGCCUUCAGAAGAGAUCGUCCCUUGGAUGAUUAUCUCGCCCACUCCAGAAAGGCGGUAAGCAUUGCUGGAGGUCUUCCUCUAGCUCUCGAGGUUAUAGGCUCGCUUUUAUCGUGCAACAGUAAAGAAAAGUGGGAUGACAUUCUGAAAAAGUUGGAAAUAAUUCCUCAUGAGGAAGUGAGCAGUAAGCUGAAGAUAAGUUAUGAGGCAUUAGAUGAUCGGCAAAAGCACAUAUUUCUCGAUAUAGCUUGUUUUUUCAUUGGAUGUGACAAAGAAGUUGCAAUCCACAUGUGGGAUGAGACUGAAUUUUUUCCAGAAGAAGCUUUGGAAGUUCUGCAGCAUAUGUCCCUGAUAAAGAUCGUCGAAAAAAAUACGUUGUGGAUGCAUGAUCUACUAAGGGACCUGGGGCGAGAAAUCAUCCGCCAAGAUAGUAAUAUGGUAACAGAGAAGCAGACUAGGGUGUGGGAUGCUGAUGAAGCGUCAGAUUUGCUGAUGACAAAACAGGAAAAGGAAAGAGUUGAAGCUCUCUGUCUCCAGUUUAGCCGUGCGACAGAACACCAUCUUGCAGAUAAGCACUUCAUGAGACUUCCAAAUCUAAGGUUCCUUGCAGUUGAUGGUAGGAAUGAGGAGAAUGGUCAGAGAAAAGACCCUGAACCCGUGUUUGGAUUAGUGAUGAGGAAUUUACGGCAGAAUUUUCAUCUUCCGAUCAACUUUUUCCGGAAGAAGUCGCAUCAAUUUCCUAAGUUGCGAUGGCUUUCUUGGUAUUCUUAUCCUCUGAACUUUGACAUAGGCAAAUUAUCCAUGCAGAAUCUAGUCGUUCUGGAUCUAGCACGGAGCGCCAUUACCCAUCAUUGGGACGGUUGGAGCCAUAUAAAGAUGGCGAAGACCUUAAAAGUUCUGAAUCUGUCGGGUUGCGAGGAAUUGGUUAAAACUCCCGACUUCUCAGGACUUGCAAAUUUGGAACGACUGAUCAUGUUGGACUGUGUAAGAUUGGUCAAAGUCCAUAAAUCCAUUGGUCAAUUACAGCGCUUGGUUUUCUUAGAUGUCCGCCACUGCUGGGAACUUGAUGACUUGCCAAAUGAGAUUCAAGAGCGAAAAUCUUUGAAAGUGCUCCGUAGUUAUGGCAGAAGAAUGGUAGUGCUCGCUCUGUAG
Messenger RNA from Syzygium oleosum, 2453 nucleotides. Its product is annotated as disease resistance protein RPV1-like. Gene Ontology annotation, biological process: signal transduction; defense response. Gene Ontology annotation, molecular function: ADP binding. Lineage: Eukaryota; Viridiplantae; Streptophyta; Magnoliopsida; Myrtales; Myrtaceae. The record is from RefSeq and is a predicted model, not a curated record. Bases 228 to 2453 code for a protein of 741 amino acids. The transcript is spliced from 4 exons.